Molecule: messenger RNA, 7611 nt
Organism: Octodon degus (degu)
Lineage: Eukaryota; Metazoa; Chordata; Mammalia; Rodentia; Octodontidae
Gene: Ccnt2
Product: cyclin T2
Exons: 5
Coding region: 1709-3388 (559 amino acids)
Biological process (GO): positive regulation of DNA-templated transcription, elongation; regulation of transcription by RNA polymerase II
Cellular component (GO): nucleus; cyclin/CDK positive transcription elongation factor complex
Molecular function (GO): cyclin-dependent protein serine/threonine kinase activator activity
Source: RefSeq, a predicted model, not a curated record
AUAAAUGUAUUUUAUAGCACAUUUUCACCCCCAGGAUUACAGUUUAUAGAAUUAUUUAAUUACAGAUGAUAAAUUAAGAAAAAAAUAAGUUUUCUUUUUCUGAAGGUUUUAAAGGACAAGCUAAGCUUUGUAAGAAAAAUAAAGGACCAUAUAAUCUGCUCUCAUUUGAGAAUCUAAUGAAAAAAGAUACUAGAUGAAGGAAGAUAUUAGUGUAGGCUUUCAAAAAUCACAUUUGUAUAUUUGCUCAGUAAAAAAAAAAAAAGCUAGAUUUUAAAUCAUUCACAAAAAUUACAGAUUGAUACAUCAUGUAAAAGAGCAUUUAAAUCUGAUUUUGUUAUUACUAAUGUUUAAAAUGUGACAUGCUUAAAUUUUAGUUUGGACUCUAUAUGUUUAAUUUCAUUUUGUCUGACUAACAUUUCAAGUAACUAUAAUUAUCUCUCACUUCAUUUAAAAAAAUGUUAUUUCAUGUUUGGUGUCUGUUUUUCUUUGCUCUGUUAUCACUUUCAACUAACAAAAGACUAUUUCCCUUCCAUUCUUAACAGUGGUGGUAGAUUAAUGAAUUUAGAUACAUUCCUAGGUGAAAACUGCUAUCGCAAUUUAAGUGAUUUUUUUUUUCCUUUUCUAUGUUUUGAUUACUUUGGGGGGUACAAAAAUUUAAUUUCCAUGAAGUCCCUCCGUGAGAAAGUUGAUAUUAUGCUACUUUGGUACAGAAUUGGCUUUUGUCAUUUUCCAGGGACCUUUCAUUUCUGUGAUUUCUCCUUCCCUCCCCACCAGGAAAGAAUGCCAUACUUAAGUCACACUGCCUCCAAGACAUCUGAUGCUUUGACACUCUUCCUUAGUACAACUCUGCCAAACCCAAAUCCCUUUUGUAAAACCCUUAUGUUGAUGAUCCACAUGGGGCAGCAGGGAUUACAGGUGCCAUGAAUGAGGGGGGUGGGAUUUGAGCCCUGUUACAGAGGGGUGAUGUUGAGAUGAACUGAUCCUAGUACAGCAGUGUUUUUUAGUAUAAUUGGGGGUAAAAGUGAAAAUAUAGUAAGGAUAUUUCUGUUGAAAAUAAUAUCAAGCAGAAAAAGGGGAGGGGAAACUAUUUUCGGUACCUUAAGAGGCUGGUUAAAAAUUGCUUUGCUGUUGGGGACCAGUGUUAAAGCAUCCUGAUUGCACCAUUGAGGACUCAUAUCUUUUCUAAGUGUUAUCUUUAAUUGGAUUCUAUAAAUUUUCUUUAAAAAUAAUACAGUGGAGCUUCUAUAUCUAACUCUUAUGAUGCUUUUAGGUGUUUUAUUCUGUUGAUGGUUAAUAGCAUGAAAAACUGAUGAGCAGUUUGUGCUCUUGAUUUUGGGAGGGUGGGGGCUUGUUUUGUUUUUAUUUUGAUGGAAUUAUUUAAGCCACUUAAAUGACUGAGGAUUAAGUCUGGCAGGCAACUCUGUAUUUUGUAUUAGACUUCAAAAAUCUUUUCUUCUUCUUCUUCUUCUUUUUUUUUUUAAAUCCAGGAGAAUGCUUUAUUUCAACUUUUAGCUGACUAGAUGCUUAACUUAGUAACAAGUUUAGCCCUUGUAACUGGCUAGCUAAAAGCAAAUCGGCUUGUUUCUCAGAUCUUUGGGGGAUAGCAAGAAACAUUUGAGUGAAUGUUGUUGAAGAUUUUCAGUAGUAUAGAAAAUGAUGGCGCUCUUGUGAUAUUUCAAGCAAGGAUUUGGCACAGACAUCCUAUUUCAUGGCUACCAACAGUCUGCAUCUUACGACCUUCUGUCUUCAGUACAAACCAACAGUGAUAGCUUGUGUGUGCAUUCAUUUGGCUUGCAAAUGGUCCAAUUGGGAGAUUCCUGUGUCAACAGAUGGAAAGCAUUGGUGGGAAUAUGUAGAUCCUACAGUUACUCUAGAAUUACUAGAUGAGCUAACACAUGAGUUUCUACAAAUAUUGGAGAAAACGCCUAGUAGGUUGAAGAGGAUUCGAAACUGGAGGGCUGAUCAGGCGGUUAAUAAGAAACCAAAAGUAGACGGACAAGUAACAAAGACACCACUUCUUGGUUCAUCUCUGGUCCAGAAUUCCAUUUUAGUAGAUAGUGUCACUGGUGUACCUGCAAACCCAAGUUUUCAGAAACCAUCUACUUCUGCAUUCCCUGCACCAGUACCUCUAAAUUCAGGAAAUAUUUCUGUUCCAGAGAGUCAUACAUCUGAUAAUUUGUCAAUGCUAGCCACAGGAAUGCCCGGUACCUCGUAUGGUUUAUCCUCACACAAAGACUGGCCUCAGCAUCAAGAAUCAGCAAGAACAGAUCCAGUGUAUUCACAGAAGCAGGAGGCAUCUCUCUCCAGUAGCCAGUACAACAUCAACUUCCAACAAGGACCUUCUUUGUCACUGCAUUCAGGAUUACAUCACAGACCUGAUAAAAUGUCUGAUCAUUCUUCUGUUAAGCAAGAAUACACUCAUAAAGCAGGGAGCAGUAAACACCAUGGGCCGAUUUCGGCUACUCCUGGAGUCAUUCCUCAAAAAAUGUCUUUAGAUAAAUACAGAGAAAAACGCAAGCUAGAAACUCUUGAUGUCGACGUAAGAGAUCAUUAUAUAGCUGCCCAGGUAGAACCGCAGCACAAACAUGUGCAGUCGCAGGCAGCAAGCAGCAGUUCUGUAACCUCUCCCAUUAAAAUGAAAAUUCCCAUCGCAAAUACUGACAAACCUGAGAAGUACAUGGCAGACAAAAAAGAAAAGAGUGGAUCACUGAAAUUACGAAUUCCCUUGCCACCCACUGAUAAAGGCACCAGCAAAGAAGAACUCAAGAUGAAGAUAAAAGUUUCAUCCUCAGAAAGACACAGCUCUUCUGAUGAAGGCAGUGGGAAGAGCAAGCAUUCAAGCCCACAUAUUAGCAGAGACCAUAAGGAAAAGCACAAGGAGCACCCUGCAAACCGCCACCACACCAGUAGCCACAAACAUCCCCACUUGCAUAGUGGUGGUGGCAACAGUGGCAGUAAACACAAUGCUGAUGGGAUACCACCCACUGUCUUGAGGAGUCCAGUUGGCCUGAGCAGUGAUGGCAUUUCCUCUAGUUCCAGUUCUUCAAGGAAGAAGCUGCAUAUCAAUGAUGCCUCUCACAACCAUCACUCCAAAAUGAGCAAAAGUUCCAAAAGUUCAGGUAGUUCAUCUAGUUCUUCCUCCUCUGUUAAGCAGUAUAUAUCCUCUCACAACUCUGUUUUUAACCAUCCCUUACCCCCUCCUCCCCCUGUCACAUACCAGGUGGGCUACGGACAUCUCAGCACCCUCGUGAAACUGGACAAGAAGCCAGUGGAGACCAACGGACCUGAUGCCAAUCACGAGUACAGUACAAACAGCCAGCAUAUGGACUACAAAGACACAUUCGACAUGCUGGACUCGCUGUUAAGUGCCCAAGGAAUGAACAUGUAAUCAUUUGUUUAGGUCAAUUUUUCCUUUACUUUUUUUAAUUUAAAAAUUGUUAGAAUGGAAAACUUCCUCCUGAUGUAGCAGUGGUAACACCUGCUGUUUCUGCCACUGCAUCAAUGUUUGUAAGUGCUGCUUUAUUCUUCAUUUUGAAAAGAAGAAAUUAUAGUAAACAAGUCUUUAUCUCCACAUAUGAUAGUGUUAUAAAUACUGUAAAAGCAUGGAAGGUGCAAAACUCAGUAUUUCUACAAUUGCAGCUAAGAACUUUAGGAUGAAUGGCUGGCUGCUUCUAGGAAUAUAAGAUGCCUCAAGCAUUCAUUAUUUAUAAUUUGAAUACUGUAGCUGUUUUUGUUGUUGCUUGGCUUUUGGAUGAGUGAAAAUUGUUUUCUUUUUGUGUAUUUAUACUUGUAUGUAUGAUUUGCAUGUUUCGAUGAAAAAGGGAUAAAACAGUAUACUGAUAACUGUUUACAAGAAAGUGGAGGAAAAUGUACAUACAUUUUUGUAUGUUUAGAUAUUACCAUAAAUACUCAGGAUUGGAGCUGCUUGUAAGUAUAACAAUAUACAGAAUAACUUUAUUUUCUCUUGUCAGAGUCCAUCACUAAUCUGAAACAAAGGUGGCACUUUUUCAUGUUAACCUUAAACUCUAGGCCUUACUGGAAGCCGCUGAAGAGGGACACUUCACUACAAGAUGAGUAUGCAGUGCCACAUGUGGUCUUUUGCACUGUGAGACACUCAGUUUUUGCCUUCAGAGGUUCUGACCAGAUUGGCUGCUGAAAUGGCUUCUAAUUUCUGAAGGCUUGAAGAAGAAAAAAAUAAAGUUUACAUACUCUUGAUGUGAAGUGCAUUUAAAUGUUUGUUGGCUUAUUGCAGUAUAAAACAGCAGUUAAGAAUUAUGUGGAUUUCUGUGAUUUGAAAGUUAAAUUUCACAAAAACUUACAUAGUGAAAAAUUAAGUUUUUCCUUAAAUAACUUUAACACUACAUAUUUUAACAAUAAACAGGGAUCACUUUUCCUUUAGUAUUCAGAAUGAUACCAUAUUCUUAAAUAUUCUCCUCCCCUGAAGCGUGUUUGUGUGUGAUGUCAUACUUCUUUUUCAGGUAAAUGCAGUCUUCCUUAUAAAAAUGAAAUUAAACCUAUGCUCUCUUAAUUCUUUUAUAUUCUAACAAUAAAUGAAAAGAUCACUGAGUGUGCAUUGUACCUGUAUUUAUAGCUUACGUUCCUAUCAGGAAGCUUUAGAAUAAAGAUUAGCCUCCAGGCAAACCUCUAGCAGAGGUUUUACAUUUGUUUGCACAUCUCAGUGUAUUCCUAUUAAGGUAAAGUUUUGCACAGUCAUCUGACUCCUGAUUGAAUGAUAGACUAACUUGUUAAUGUUUUGUUUAAAAUGCCAGUAGUAUGGUUCUUGUCUGUUAGCUAAUCUUGACUUUAUUCUGUGGUAAAUCUUGGAGCUUUUGAGUGUCUUUGAGUUGGGUUGGAUUCAACUUCUGUUUUCAAAGAACUGAAAACUGUCUUAAUUUUCCCGCUGCAAAUGAACUAUUUUUGUUACAAAGCCACUGAUAUGUGCACAAUUGUAACUUUACUCAAAUGUGUUGUGGUUGUAAAUAAUAGAGUUUAAUCUGUGCUCUACUUUUAUUUAGCAGUUAUCAAAGAUAACUAUUAUUUCAUUGAUGUUAUUUGAAGUUGGGAUACUAGGAGCCUCUUUCUAGGGACUUUACCUAGGUAGCAUGUCCUCACAUUUGUUUUUGUCUUGCAUAAUGUUAGUAAUCUUUGUCAUUAUAUGUAACUUUGUUGCUCUGUAUGGCAUAAUAUUGUAUCCAUAAACAUGGUAAUUUUGAUGCAGUUACACUUACAGUGGUACAUGAUCCAAGGACUAGUAUAGAAUUAAGCUGAGGGCAAGAUGAGGGAGGGAAGGGUUGUGUUCUUGGUAAUUUAGAUGUUUUAGAUGUGAAACCUCUGCAGAGCUAUCAUGUGAAACGACAUAGGGUGGUUGUGCUACUGUAUAAUUGGGGAUAAUACCUACCAGGAAUUUUAAUAAGAUUUUGUAAAGAAUAUCCAGAAAAGUAGUGAACUUAUUUUCAGUAUGACAUAGAAGACAAUGUGAAUAUUUAAGGUCUGUGACUAUAGUUAAACUAAGAUUUGAAGAAUUGUUUUGAAAUGUGGGAAUAAAGGUAAUUUUGUUGAAUCUUUAUUGGUGCUAAUGAUGGACAAUUAAAAAGAUAGCUAGUGUAUAUUGUUAUGGAUCAGUACUUAUUAGUACUUCCAAAACUGAAUUUGAAAUGCUAUGUAUUAACUUUUCACUCUGUAAAUGUAAUUCUUUACAAUGACUUUAUUUAUUAAAGGGGAGUCAGUUGUGAUUUUUACAGGAUUGUGUGAGCUAUUGAAACUCUUUAACCUCUGAACAGGAUAUUAAGCUUCCAAAACCACAAAGGGGAUAAAUGUAGAAAUCUUUCUAAGUUUCAUUGACAUUAAACAAAAACCCUUAUAAUUCAUAUUACCAUGAGUUUGCAUAAACCAUCUUACUUACAUAGAAUAGUUCAUUGGCCUGGUCCCAUUGGGCUUUACCAAAGAAAAAGACUCAGAUGAAUGGACAUUACUGUGGGUCUUCUUGUAAGUAGCCAUAAGUAAGCCAAAAUAAUAUCAAACCUAGGUUUGAAAUUCCAUAUGUGCAAAGUACUGUUAAGGUGAUACAUUUUUAUGAGAUUUUUUAAAUAUUUGAAAUAUUAAAAAGCAUUAUCUUUAAACAUCUUAUAAAAGAGUGAUUCAUUUUUAAGUUGCCUUUUUCCUAGAUUGAAGAUUUGUUACCCUUAUGAAGAAGCACAUUGCAAACAAAGGCUUCUACCUCUUUCAGCUGAUUCUCCAAUAUUGAGCUGUGCCCCCUAAAUAUUUGCCUUAGCCACUUUAAAAUGUAAUUUUAGAACCAAAGCAAGAAGUGUUCACAGAAACAUUCUCAGAGCUGUACUUUUCAGAAUAAGUUUAAUAUAUUAACAGUUAAAUACCCAUUAGUGGUUAAGCCCUUGCAGAGUUUUCUAGUGCAGAUUUUUGUACUGAAAAAUCAUAGCAUCUAUACAUUUGUAGCUUCAUCUUCCCUCUGCAAAUUCAUGUAGGUUGUUUGGAGGCAUUUAUAAGUUCUGCCAUGGUGUAGCUACGGUUUCUUAAGGAUUGCCAUGGGGUGGUGCUUAUGUUACUUUGUACUGACAGUUCAUAAUCACUAGGUUACCUGACCUUGUUGGCCUAUCCUCUCUCUGCUUCAGAGAACCAUUGUCAGAGAUUUCUUAGUUACCAAUAUCUUGCCUUAAAAAGUUUUAAGCACAUAUUCUUUUGUAUUUGAUAAUAUAAAUAUUCCUAAACCAACCUUAGAAAUAAACCACUGAGUAUAUAUGCAUGAGUGUCAGCCACAAUAUGCCCACUUGAUUGCUUAGACAUGUUAGGGUUUUCACUCACGGAACUAGGGUUUUAUUUUUAACAUGAUACCACCUGUAAAGAAAAAUAGUCCUGUUCUGCAGCCUUCCCCCCUCCCCUUCGGUAUUGGGGAUUGAACUCAGGGGAUCGUCUGCUUGCCAGGCAGGUAUGUAUGCCACUAACCCAACUCCCGAGGUCUGACAGUCCUAAUCUCACCAUCUCCUUUGAUUGUUUUUUGGUACGGGGAAUAGAACUCAACUGUGGGCUUGCCGUAUAGGUAAUAUGCCACUGAGCUAUAUAUCCCCAGCCCACCAUCUCCAAUUUUGUCUGAACAAAAGAAUAAAGUUUCUCACCUGCCAUUGUGCUUACCUUGCUAGGUGACUGUUUACAUUUUCUUUGCUAGGAAAGAUUUGCAAGCUCUUGAGGAUCCUUGAUUUGAUAUUUCUUGAUUGUGUAAUCUUUCUCAUGGGAAGCAGUGGGAUUCACCAGCCCGUUAGCCAAAUAAAAGGUCAACUAAUCCCAGCCUCUGGAACUACUUGAAUUAACCAAAUUCAAGCCCAUUUAUUUAAGAUAGACUGAUUCAGACAGAUUUUUGCACUGAGAAGCAGUACAUUUUAUCCCCUGUCCAAUAAGGUUACAAGGUUAUAUCAAUAUGUUAAUUUGAAAGUUAACACCUGCAUGAGAAGUCACUGGCAGUUUGUGAUCAGCUGGUAGAGAUGUAAACUAAGAAGUUCAUAUAUAUAUAUAUAUAUAUAUAUAUAUAUAUAUAUAUAUAUAUCCACAUACAUACACACAGGGUUAAACACAGCUACUUCCCCAUCCCUUAAAAAAAAA